Molecule: messenger RNA, 2109 nt
Organism: Wasmannia auropunctata (little fire ant)
Lineage: Eukaryota; Metazoa; Arthropoda; Insecta; Hymenoptera; Formicidae
Product: peptidylprolyl isomerase domain and WD repeat-containing protein 1
Exons: 8
Coding region: 237-2072 (611 amino acids)
Biological process (GO): protein peptidyl-prolyl isomerization
Molecular function (GO): protein binding; peptidyl-prolyl cis-trans isomerase activity
Source: RefSeq, a predicted model, not a curated record
CUGUUCUUUCUAGCUGCACUGGCUGCACUAGUUCAGAGUUUAUCUUUCUUCUUCCAAUGUACAAAGAGAAAGAUAAACCAGGAUAAACUGUGAACUAAUGCAGCCAGUUCCACUAAAAAGGACAGGCCUGUAAUUAACUCUGUCGUGCGACAUAAACAUUUAUGUAUCUACAGGUUACGGGAGGGUGCAUUUAUAUUUAUUAAUGUAAUUGAUGAUAUUAUAUUGUAUACAUAAUAAUGAGUGAGAAACGUGAACACGAAGGCAGCGAUACUGAAGACAGUUGGAUUGGGCCAUUACCUUCGGAAGCUGCUCCACAAAAGAAGAAACGAGUGCUGGAAUAUGAACAAGUCUACAUAGAUAACUUGCCAUGCUGUGAAUGUUACGAGAAAUCUUACAUGCACAGAGAUGUCAUUACUCAUAUCUUAGUAACAAAGUCAAAUUUCCUGAUAACCGCCAGUUGCGAUGGGCAUGUAAAAUUUUGGAAGAAGCAGGAGGAAUUGAUAGAAUUUGUAAAACACUUUCGAGCGCACUUAAUGGCGAUACAGUCAAUGUCCGCUAGCUGCAACGGUAUUCACGUUUGUUCAGUCAGCAUAGAUAAGACUAUGAAAAUAUUCGAUGUUAUUAAUUUUGAUAUGAUAAACAUGAUAAAAUUGGACUUUGUGCCGCUUUGCGCCGAAUGGGUUUACUCGGCUGGCGACGCCACAUCUGCUGUGGCGGUGUCCUCACAAGAAUCAAAUAAGAUAUACGUCUACGAUGGUCAGGGAUCGAGUACGCCUUUGCACGUCUUUGAGAAACUGCAUACUAAACCUGUUGUCAUUAUGAAAUAUAAUCCCGUGUAUCAGACAUGCAUCUCUGUGGAUAAAAUUGGAAUAUUGGAGUACUGGACGGGUCCGAAAAUGGAAUACAGAUUUCCCAAAUGCAUAUCGUUUGAAUCAAAGUUGGACACUGAUCUAUUUGAGUUUGCUAAAAAUAAGACUUAUCCGUGCGGUUUAGCAAUAUCACCUGAUGGGAAACGGUUCGCGUCUCUAAGUGGUGACAGAAAAGUUAGAGUUUUUAAUUUCCAAACGGGCAAAUUGUACAGAAUAUUUGACGAGACGCUGCAAAGAUUUAGCGAAUUACAGCAAACUGUACAGCAACUUCCGAACAUGGAAUUUGGACGCAGAAUGGCAGUCGAGAGAGAACUUGAUAAAACCGAAACAAAUUUAGGAAAUAUUAUUUUUGACGAGUCAGGUUAUAUUAUUUUAUAUCCUACCAUGCUGGGUGUCAAAAUGGUGAAUCUUUACACAAAUCGUUGUAUCAAAAUCAUGGGAAAGCCGGAGAACAUACGGCCGAUACGGCUAGCGUUAUUCCAGGGAAAAGCGAGGAAAACUACCGCCGCGUUAACCGUCGAGAUGGAGGCCUCCGAGAAUCCCACGAUGGAAAUGAAUCGACCGGAUCCGACGUUGUUUUGCACGGCCCACAAAAAGAAUCGAUUCUACAUGUUCACGAGGCGGGAGCCGGAGGACACGAAGAGCCAGGAGUGCGACCGCGACGUGUUCAACGAGAAACCCUCGAAGGAGGACAUCAUAUCUUCCACGGAGGCCACGAACAUGCAGAAGAUAUACGACACGGCGAUAAUCCACACGGCGCUCGGCGACAUCCACGUGAAGCUCUUCGGCAAGGACGUUCCCAAAACGGUCGAGAACUUCUGCGUGCACGCGAAGAAUGGCUACUUCAACGGCCACAUAUUCCACAGAGUUAUCAAGGGUUUCAUGAUACAAACGGGCGAUCCGACCGGCACUGGUACGGGCGGUGAGAGCAUAUGGGGAGGCGAGUUCGAGGACGAGUUCAAGCCGAGCCUGAAGCACGACAGACCGUACACUCUGAGCAUGGCGAAUGCGGGGGCGAAUACGAACGCCAGCCAGUUUUUCAUCACAUUGACACCGACACCCUGGUUGGACAACAAGCAUACUGUAUUCGGCCGAGUUCACAAAGGGAUGGAGGUCGUGCAGAAUAUCAGCCAGGUGAAAACAAAUCCUAAAACUGACAAGCCUUACGACGACAUACGAAUAGUCAGCGUGACUGUUAAAUAAUUCUGUAUAAUAAAAUUCGAGGUACAUUUGCGUAAAA